GGGUACCUGACUGACCUGCUGCAUGUCUUCCACCUCCUGCCCGCCUUCCUCGUGAAGAUGAGCAGCGACGUCCUGGACACAGCGCUGAAGCUGCCGCAUGUGGAGUACAUUGAGGAGGAUUCCUACGUCUUUGCCCAGAGCAUCCCCUGGAACCUGGGCAGGAUCGUGCCGCCACAGCCCGCCUCGGGUGCCUACAGCCCUCCCAAUAAAGGUGACCUGGCGGAGAUUUACCUGCUGGACACCAGCGUGCAGAGCACCCACCGGGAGAUCGAGGGCAGGGUGCUUGUGACGGACUUUGAAAGUGUUCCUGAGGAGGAUGGCACCCGCUUCCACAGGCAGGCCAGCAAGUGUGACAGCCACGGGACCCACAUGGCCGGGGUCCUGAGCGGGCUGGAGACUCAGCCCCACGUGCUGCCGGUGGUGCUGCUGCCCUUCGCCGGUGCCUACAGCCGGGUGCUGAACGCUGGCUGCCGGCGGAUGGCGCAGAUGGGGGUGGUGAUGUUUGCGGCAGCUGGGAACUACAAGGAUGAUGCCUGUCUGUACUCGCCAGCGUCUGAGCCGGAGUCACUGUGGGCUCCCGGGCUCUUGGCAGGCAUUGCCGCCAUGCUGCUCAGCGCCGAGCCCCAGCUGAGCCUCGCCGAGCUCCGACAGCGCCUUCUCCACUUCGCCACCAAGAACGUCAUGGACCCGGCGUGGUUCCCCGAGGAACAGCGACGCCAGACACCCAACAGCGUGGCUGGGCUGCCUGCACGGCUGGGCACAGAUGCGCAGCUGUACUGCCGCUCGGUGUGGUCAGCACGCUCGGGGCUCACCCGACAUGCCACGGCUGUGGCUCGCUGUGCGGGUGCCGAGGAGAUGCUCAGCUGCUCCAGCCUCCCCUUCUCCCGCAGCGGCCGGCGGCUGGGGGAGCACAUGGAGGACAAAGACAGGCAGAAGCAGUGUGUGGCACACAACGCUUUCCGGGGCCAGGGUGUCUUCGCCAUCGCCAGGUGCUGCAUGUGGCCCCGAGCUGAGUGCUGGAUCAACGCCAGCUCCCCCGCAGGCGAGGGGGCCGGCUGCUCCCCGCGGGACCAUGUCCUGACUG
Pterocles gutturalis (yellow-throated sandgrouse) is the source of this 1084-nucleotide messenger RNA. It is a transcript of the gene PCSK9, whose product is annotated as proprotein convertase subtilisin/kexin type 9. Gene Ontology annotation, molecular function: serine-type endopeptidase activity. Gene Ontology annotation, biological process: proteolysis. NCBI's taxonomy places the organism in Eukaryota, Metazoa, Chordata, Aves, Pterocliformes, Pteroclidae. The record is from RefSeq and is a predicted model, not a curated record.